CCGUCGCGUCUCCUCAGCCCGAGCUCUUAGGUUCCAGUCCGUGGUUGUACGCUUGGUUAAUCUGGGCAUGCUCAGGGUAUGUGACCUUCAACCUGGGAGUCCAUGGCAAUUGAAAAGCAACUGACAACUUUAUUACAUCAAAGUUGAACUGAGGCCUGGAGCGGUGCCUCACGCCUGUAAUCCCGGCACUGUGGGAGGCUGAGGCUGGUGGUUCACCUGAGGUCCAGGGUUCAAGAACCUGAGGGUCUCACUCCCUCACCAAGACUGGAGCGCAUUCUCAGCUCACUGCAACCUCCACCUUCCAGGCUCAAGCGCUUCUCCUGCCUCAGCCUCCUGAGUAGCUGGGAUUACAGGUGUCUGCUUUCUGAGAACAGCAGAGAAGAACCAUGUCCCAGGAAACUUCACUUGACGGGUCACUGUCCUUUGGGGAUGUGGCUGUGGGCUUCACCUGGAAAGAGUGGCAGCAGCUGGACCUGGAGCAGAGGACCCUGUACCAGGACGUGAUGCUGGAGGCCUGCAGCCACCUGCUCUCUGUGGGGUGUCAAGACGGCAAACCAGCUGUGAUCUUCAGGUUGGAGCAGGAGAAAGAGCCAUGGAUGGAGGAGGAGGAGGAGGAGAUGGGCACGUGGCACUUCCCAGAAGAAGUUUGGCAAGUUGUUACCCAACCAGAUAGACAACAGCAACACCAAGACCAACAUUUGAGUGAUGCUCUUUUAGAUGAGAAAGACUGGACCCAAAAUGGGCUUCAUGAAUAUAAGCAACUUGGGGGAAAACAUCAGAACACAAACCUCGUUCCCUCUGAACAGGAGGUCACACCUGUGACUCGGUGGAAAGUCCACCUGGACCUCACGCCUAAGGCCUACCUGGCAAGGAGGAGAUUUGAGUGUGACAGCCAUGGGAACUGUUUCUGUAUUCGAAGCUUGAAACUCCACCUUCAGGAGUGAAUCCACUUGAAUGUAACCGGUGUAGAAAAGCUUUAAGCUGUAACACAGGCCUUCAGGCAGGUCAGGGAGCCAGUAGUGAGAAACCCCACGCAGGCACAAAGUGUGGGAAAGCCUUCGCCUGCAGAUUGGAUCUCAGGGUACAUCACGGGGUCCACACUGGGGAAGAUAUCCUUUGCAUGCAGUGAACGAGGGGGUAGUUUCAGGAAGAAGGUUUGCCCCAACAGAAAGGGAACUCACACAAAAGAGAAACCCAGUAGAGCCAGCAGACGUGGUAAAACGAUCUUCCAGAAGCCAGGCCUCUCUGUCCUUGGGACCGCCCAUGCCGCAGCAAAGCAUUACCAGUGUUUGGAGUGUGAGAAAACCUUCCCCCACAAGUCACGCCUCAUCGAGCACCAGCGCUCCCACAUGGGAGAGAAACCCUAUGGCUGCAGGGAAUGCGGGGGUGGGGUGGUCCCUCUCCCAGAAAUCAUGCCUCAUCAUCCACUACAGAGUCCACACAGGAGAGAAGCCCUAUGGCAGCAGCAACUGUGGAAAGGCCUUUUUCCAGAAAUCAUACCUUAUCCUGCAUCAGAGGACUCACAUGGGGAGAAGCCCUACAGAUGCAGAGAGCAUGAGUAAGCCUCCUCCCAGAACUCCU
Messenger RNA from Callithrix jacchus (white-tufted-ear marmoset), 1581 nucleotides. The record is from RefSeq and is a predicted model, not a curated record. NCBI's taxonomy places the organism in Eukaryota, Metazoa, Chordata, Mammalia, Primates, Cebidae.